This is a messenger RNA of Ilyonectria robusta, 1154 nucleotides long. RefSeq names its product Alpha/Beta hydrolase protein. NCBI's taxonomy places the organism in Eukaryota, Fungi, Ascomycota, Sordariomycetes, Hypocreales, Nectriaceae. Gene Ontology annotation, molecular function: epoxide hydrolase activity. Gene Ontology annotation, biological process: epoxide metabolic process. Bases 1 to 1128 code for a protein of 375 amino acids. The record is from RefSeq and is a predicted model, not a curated record. The transcript is spliced from 5 exons.
AUGCCUUAUUCGCUCCCUGAAGAUGCAAAACCCUUCACUCUACACAUACCUGAUGAUGAGUACUCACAAUUCGAAGAGCUCCUUCGUCUCUCACGCAUCGGACCUUUGACUUGGGAAAAUCAGCACCAAGAUGGUAGCUAUGGCGUCCCACACGAGUGGCUUGAGGAAAAGAUCAAUUCUUUCUCAAACUUCAAGCUUUCGGUCCAAGACGAGACAGGUGUUGUCGACCUCCAUUUUGUGGGCAUUUUCUCAUCCAAAGAGGACGCAAUUCCGAUCGUUCUCCUACAUGGCUGGCCGGGCAGCUUCCUCGAGUUCCUCCCUACCCUUGAUCUGAUCCAGAAAAAGUACCAGCCCGCACAAUUGCCAUUUCAUGUCAUCGUCCCAUCUUUGCCCGGCUACACUCUUAGCUCAGGCCCGCCCCAGGAUAAAGCGUGGGUGGCGGAAGAUGCGGCACGAAUCAUUGAUCAAGCUCUUAAGAAGCUCGGGUUUAACCAAUAUGUUGUCCAGGGUGGGGAUGUUGGAUGCCUUGUGGCUUCUCUUCUCGGGACGAUGUAUGAUUCAGUCAUCGGAGUGCAUCUCAAUUUGCUCCCCAGCUUGGAUCAGGUUGAUUCCGAUGACCCUGAUCUUUCCGAAAUUGGGAGGCAAGCUGUCCAGCGAGGAAAGAAGCGCUUCCAAACACCGACGUCAGGCGCCGCCAUUAUGAACAGCACUCGGCCUGCUACAAUUGGAGCAGUCGUCUCGUCCAAUCCUCUAGCUUUGUUAGCCUGGGUUGGGGAGAAGUUCUUAGAGUGGCCGGAAGAAGAUAUCAGCAUUGACGAGGUUUUGGCUAAUGUGUCACUAUAUUGGUUCACGGAUUGCUUUCCGCGCUGCAGCUAUACGUAUCGCGGCACUUUUCUUGUUGGGCCUCCUCCAAGCCUGCCUUUCAUCGACAAGCCCUUCGGAUUCUCAUGGUUUAUGCAUGAGCUGGCACCGGCACCUCAGAAAAUUCUGGAGACCAAGGGAAAGUUGGUCUUCUAUAGACAACAUGAGAAGGGGGGACACUUCGCCGCCUUAGAGCGGCCAGCUGAAUUUCAACGGGAUAUUGAAGAUUUUAUGAAGGUCGUAUUGAAAGGCAUCGGAAAUCCUUGAUUACCAGAGACUUAUUUGCACCCACA